Molecule: messenger RNA, 1257 nt
Organism: Sesamum indicum (sesame)
Lineage: Eukaryota; Viridiplantae; Streptophyta; Magnoliopsida; Lamiales; Pedaliaceae
Product: ER membrane protein complex subunit-like protein (Protein of unknown function DUF106, transmembrane)
Biological process (GO): protein folding in endoplasmic reticulum
Cellular component (GO): membrane; EMC complex
Source: RefSeq, a predicted model, not a curated record
UUGCUCAUCCUCUUCUUCGUCUCUUGGAUAUUCCGAAGUGCUGCAGAAACUAAAAAUCAGAAGUGCUGACCAGAGAUCCGAAAAUAUUCCAAGGUAGCAAUGGCGGAAGAUUUGGUAUUGGACACGGCGAUCAGAGACUGGGUAUUGAUACCGCUGUCAGUGGUGAUGGUACUCAUCGGAGUCCUACGUUACUUCGUAUCUAAGCUCAUCCGCUCCGAUCAAGUUCCCGAUAUCAAAAUCGUCAAAGAAGGGCAAGUUAUAAUUAGGGCACGGAAUCUUAGGGCGGCCGCGAAUUUCAUCCCUGCCAAGUCGUUUCGUGCUCGUAGGCACUAUUACAGCAAUGAGGAGAAUGGGUUAUUACAUGUACCUAAGGGUCAAGCUCAGAAUCCACAGGCACAGAUGUUCUCUGAUCCAAACAUGGCUAUGGAUAUGAUGAAGAAAAAUCUUUCUAUGAUCAUUCCACAGACACUUACUUUUGCAUGGGUUAACUUUUUCUUCUCUGGAUUUGUAGCAGCAAAGAUUCCAUUUCCACUUACUCAGAGAUUCAGGGCAAUGCUGCAAAAUGGUAUAGACUUGAGCACCGUUGAUGUCAGCUAUGUUAGCAGUCGCUCCUGGUAUUUUCUCAAUCUAUUUGGUCUGAGGGGUCUCUUUAGCCUUAUUCUCGGAGAAGAUAAUGCAACUGAUGAUGCACAACGUAUGAUGCAAAUGGGUGGAUUUGGAUUUGACCCCACAAGGAGUUUGGGUGCAGAGAAAGAUGGUUUAGACAUUGUUCAACAUGACUGGGCCUUGCCAAAAUUCGAGCAGCGAGCAGUAGCAGUAUUGAAGAAACUUAGCUGAAAAAUGAUUAAGGGUAGUAGCAGGCCGUAGUCAUACAUCAUUGAAGCUUCUUACCCCGAUGCUCUGUUACUGAUGCUGAUGUUGUCAUAAGCAAGAAAUUGGCAUGUAUCAAGUACUGGCCUUGGAGAAUAAGAUAUGCAAAGCACCUGUUCUUAUUGAAUGUUCCCUCGGUCGUGUUACUUCAGUAAAAGGAACCAUGCAUGAUGAGUGGUACUAUUGGUGCUCAGUUAAUUAUUGAAAUAUUGCCAACAUUUUGUCCCAAGUAUUUAAAAUAUUAGUUUUCCUGAGAAUCUGCCUCGAGGUUAUUCCGUAUUUACCUUAAUCACGGGUGUACCAUUGCAAAUGUACUUCAGUUUUUUCUGUCAAACGUAUAUUUUAUAUGACUAGUAAUAUCUUACUGCUGAUGCAAGAUUUUUGAAA